GCCAUUGUCCCCUAAUCCUCCACUAGGACGAGCUUCCGCUUUCCGGCCGGUCAGAUAGGAUCCCCCCCCCCUUCGAGCAAGCCACCCUGGACACAGUCCGGUGAGGGCAGGUGACAGAAGGAGGGGUGGCUAUGGGGAGGAGUGGGUAUGGCAUACAGAAAAGGAAAAAAAAAAACUUAAAUUGCGGCCGUCUCCCCUCCGGGCAUUCUCUCUCUGCCCCUUAUCUACCCGUGGUGGCCUUGCAGGUUUCGUGCCGCUUUUUGCUCCGAAGCAGGCCGGUCUCAUCUCUUGUUUCUCAGGAGGCUGGGUGGCUGGGAGAGCCGGGCAACUAUGCUCGUGGGAUCACGUUGUUCUGGAAAGGAGAGAAAAAGGGUGGAACACUGGACAGUGAGGCAGAAUUGCUUUCCAGCAACAUCAUUUAUCACUCCUCCACUUCAAUCGUGGGUAAGGAUGGGCUGUCGUCAUGGAACGUUAGUUCCGAACCCAUGUGUUUCUGCUCGGGCACGAUGGGAGGUCCAAAUAUCGUCAUCUCGGUACCAGCUCGGCAGGGGACGGAUAUCCAGUUCGCGCGGCGCGAGGGAACGAGACCAGCGAGAAUGGACGCGCCUGGAAUGCUGGCCGUUGAACGUCACGGCAAGCGGUCAUCGGGUUCGAAGGUCGUGGGCGUUGGACAGCAGUGCAUGGCCCAGGGAGGCUCGAGCAGGAGAAAACAACGCGGAAAAAAAAAUCCAGAAAAAAUUGACCAAAGAGGGAGAAGGGAAAGAGCGAAUUCAAGGGCCGGAAAAAGAGAAAAAUAGAGGAAGAAAAGAAAGAGAAAAAAAAAAUCAAAGCCCGCAAGGCGAAUGGGAAAACCGCAAGUCCAGGAAAAUCCCACGACUUUCAGGCAGCGUUCAGGCAGGUAUGGAGAUGAACGAACGAGGCAGCGGCUGGCGAAGAAAAGGGAAAAAAAAGGGCAAAAAAAAAGGGCUGUGCAACGCUGAGAAGCCCAGCCUGAACACGUGCAAGAAAGAAAGAAAGAAAGAAAGAAAGAAAGAGAAAGAGAGAGAGAGAGAGAGAGAGAGAGAAUCCUGGGGAUCUAUCUGCUUUUUCGCCUGGCCGGCUGCGGCUGUCAUUGCUCGUCCGCACCGAGCGUCUUGCAUGAGGUGUCUUGACUUGAACUUUUCUCUAGCGGGUGGAUUGUCUGGGCAUCGCGAUCGAGAACAAAACAAUGAGCAGACCGAAGAGCAUACACUACUUUUCCAAAGGAAUCUCGUCAUACUACAUAAUGUGGGCUUGUCUCUACGGAGUACCUAGCGAUAACCACGGUGACAGGAUCUUCCAUUUACAGAACACUCGUAUCUAGGUACAGAGUACUGAGCUAUGAGCAGAUCGCCUAUACUUAUAUCCGAGUUUAGCAGGGGAUUGAUGCUGGAUGUUGUACGGAGUAUUCAGGUCGGUUCACCGCCACAAUAUCGACAGGAAGUCUCCAUUUCCAUAUCGGACUCACUCUAUAC
Molecule: messenger RNA, 1493 nt
Organism: Penicilliopsis zonata CBS 506.65
Lineage: Eukaryota; Fungi; Ascomycota; Eurotiomycetes; Eurotiales; Aspergillaceae
Exons: 3
Coding region: 331-1293 (320 amino acids)
Source: RefSeq, a predicted model, not a curated record